Salvelinus fontinalis (brook trout) is the source of this 6684-nucleotide messenger RNA. Its product is annotated as zinc finger protein Helios-like. NCBI's taxonomy places the organism in Eukaryota, Metazoa, Chordata, Actinopteri, Salmoniformes, Salmonidae. The record is from RefSeq and is a predicted model, not a curated record. The coding region runs from base 323 to 1960 and encodes 545 amino acids. Gene Ontology annotation, biological process: regulation of transcription by RNA polymerase II. The transcript has 9 exons. Gene Ontology annotation, molecular function: DNA-binding transcription factor activity; RNA polymerase II cis-regulatory region sequence-specific DNA binding.
UUGCCGAGCACCUACAGAGAGAGAGAUCAGUGUAUCUGUGUUAGACCAGGUUCCCAGAACAGACACUCGGCGGCUCGUCUGCUCUGCUUUCGAAGAUGGAGGAAGUAUCGGGGGAUUAACUGUUGUUGCCUGCGGAACUACUGUAUUACAUUACAUUGUAUUCCAAGCAAGACAUUCCAAUGGGUGAACAUGUGUAGUUCUUACCUCACAGCAUAGGUGAUGGGAUUAUUUAAUCUCCUGCGAUUAUAAGAACGAGGUGCGACUUCCACCGACGAAGAUCACUGACUUGCACAGGGGAGACACCGAAAGCUCUCCCCCAACUAUGGAAACAGAGGCAACUGAUGUAUACUCUGCAAGUAACGGAGACUGCUCUCCCAGGAAGACAGAGAACUCUAGAAUGUUGGUGGACCUGUCGGCAAACACACCCAAUGGACAGCAGCUCCAGCAUCCUAAUUCACCCACUGAAAACACAAUCAAACAGGAAGAUGAGACAGAAGAUGAAGGGGACAGGAGGACCACAGCAGAGGACAUGGGCCAAAGCGGGGAAGAGGGAUCGGGUUUGGAGGAGCCCAUGAUUGACAGCCCAAACAACCUACAGGAUGGGGUCCCCGGGUCAGAAGGGUCAUGUGACCCAGGAACUCGGCUGCCCAAUGGUGAUAGGCCGUUCCAGUGUAACCAGUGUGGUGUGUCAUUCACUCAGAAGGGCAAUCUGUUGAGACACAUUAAGCUGCACACGGGGGAGAAGCCCUUCAAAUGCCCCUUCUGCAGCUACGCCUGCCGCCGUCGUGACGCACUCACAGGCCACCUACGCACACACUCAGUGGGAAAACCACACAAGUGCAACUACUGUGGGCGGAGCUACAAACAGAGGAUUUCAUUGGAGGAGCAUAAAGAGCGUUGCCAUAACUACCUCCAGAGUGUUGCCAUGGAUCCCACCUCCAUCACCGGGCAUUAUCCAGGUGAGGUCCCUAAAGAGCAGAGGCCCCUGGCCGAGCCUGUUGCCAAGGCAACCUUCGACCGCCCACCAGUCAUCGAGAGACUGCAGAGUAACAUGGGGAAGAGGAAGAGCACCACCCCACAAAAGUUUGUGGGUGAGAAGAUGAUGCGUUACAGUUUCCCAGAGCUGAGCUAUGACAUGAGUCUGAAGUAUGAGAAGGAGGCGGAGCUGAUGCAGGCUCACAUGAUGGACCAGGCUAUCAACAACGCCAUCUCUUACCUGGGCUCUGAUUCCCUGAGACCCCUGGUCCACCACCCCCAUCCGCACGGUCCACACGGUCCACACCCAUCCCUCUCAAUGGCUGAGGUGGUAAACAUGGGCAACCCCCUCUACCACCACGUCUACCCCCUGGAACCAGGGCCAGGGCACCGUAUGGACCGACCAAGCAGCCGGGACGCCCCACCUCAUUCUUCACCUCUGCACCCUCCUCUUCCUGACUUUACUCCCUCCUCCAACGGGCCCAUCGCCCUCACCAGACCCAAGCAGCACCAGCUCCAGGGUACCAGGGAGGAGAGAGAGUAUCCUAGCAACAGUGGGCUGGACUCGGCCGAAUCUGCCCGGAGCAGCCCUCAGGAGAGGCUAGGUUACCACAGGAACCACAGAAACAACCCCCACCCCCACCCCCGACCCAGGUCCAGCCCCAGCCCAGCCAAUGGCGGGAGAGAGGAGGGGCGAGGUGGGGCUGAGGUGGGUGGGGUGGGGUUUACAGCGGAGGUGGCCCGGGGACAGGCGGCAGAGACGAGUCGGGACGGGGUGCGUGUGUUUGGGCGAGAGGGCCGGGAGGUGAGGGUGUUCCAGUGUGAGCACUGCUGUGUUCUCUUCCUGGACCACGUUAUGUACACCAUCCACAUGGGCUGUCAUGGUUACAGGGACCCGCUGGAGUGCAACAUCUGUGGCCACCGCAGUAAGGACUGCUACGAGUUCUCAUCUCACAUCGUCCGCGGGGAACACACCUUCCAGUAGAGGGCUGGACAAGACAGGAGACGUCCCUCCCCAUCCUCACCCCAGGACUGUGAUGUUGAACUAACUGUGUUUGGUCAAUGCAACCAACCAAGGCAGAGAAAACUAACUAACAUUUGCUGCAGCAUAAUGAAACUGACUUUAUAAUUCCAAACAAAUAUAUGAAGGUCUGGGCCAAAUACACAUUUUCAUUUUUUAAGGUGUUUUGAAGAUUUUAAAGUUGAGAUAUGGAUCUGAAAUGAGGGAUUUCUUCGUGUGGGAAAAAGAGGACAAGGAAUAAGUACACCUAUUCAGUUUUGUUGUGGUCUGUCUCUGAGAUUGUCAAAGAGCAACUAAUACUGUGAGUAGUUAUGUUAUAGUUUAAAAGUCGUUUCACUGUCCUUGUCUUGCAUACUGUAUUGUUGCACUUGUUUGCUGCAACACAGACUGCCAUGUAAGAGCUCAACUUAUCAAGGGGGCUUUCCCUGACUCCACCACCCAAACCAUUUCAUGCAACAUACAUCUUCUCUGUCUUAUGUCAAAAGCCUUGCUAACUGCAAAGUACUCAGACGUGUUGUCACACCAGCCACAUUAGAGAGACAGAGAGAGAAGAGCGAGUGAGAGAGAGAGAGACAGAGAGAGAGAGAGAAGAGCGAGUGAGAGAGAGAGAGACAGAGAGAGAGAGAACAAGAAAGAGAAAGAAAGAAAAUAAAAGAGAAAGAGAGAGAGACUUACUCAGACAAUGAUUUACUUUUUCAGACAUUGUAUACAGAUUUGUUAUUAAAGUUUUGUUCAUUACACUAGCUAACUAUCUGCUUUCCUUAGAACAGUUCCUUUAACCUUAUCAGUUCCACAACACUUCACAGACGAAAGGAAAAGCACUGCACUGCAACCUGCCUCCCUAAACCUGUUCUUGCACUAGCAGCCUGAUGCCUUGAGGGAUGGGGAGGCCGGGAAUGGAUGAGGCACUCCCUGGUUCAAUAGCAACUUCACAUAUCUUUCUCGCAGCUUGCCUUUACCCCACUCAUGUGGCUUUAGUGAACAGGCAGCUUUCUGCAGAUUACAUGUCAGUGCAUGUACUCCACUGUACUCCAGGUUUGGGAUCAAUGCCAUUUCAAUUCAGUCAAUGAAAAAAAGCAAUGAGGAAAAUUGGCAUUGGAAUUUGGAAUUGCAAUUUACUUUUUUUGUUGAUAGAAUUUAAAUUGAAUUGAUCCGAACCCUGCUGUACAGUGGAUAUGAAUGAUGUGGAAAGGAUUUAGCCAAGUACAAAUGGCAAUGCACUUUAAACUGAUACACUGGUACUGUCAAGUAGACAGAAAGCAGUGUGGUUUAGAGUUUACUAAGAGCCUUUUUAGAAGGAUACUGCCAAUGAAGAAAGAUGGCACCGAUUUGGAUCAAAUAUGAUAAUCUAGGUGCACUUGGACAAAUGCCUAAGACAAUGUACAUACUGCUCUUUAGAUAACUGAUAUUGCCGCUGUUGUUCUGUUCAUUUUGCAGCGUAUACCAUAUUUUGAAUUGACACUGUCUUUUGUCUUGAUAGUCUUUGGCCAUUGGAAUGGCCCUAUGUAUAUGGCCAGGAACAGUUCACUGUUCAAUUCAAACUUCUUCUCUCCUGUCUGGUCUAUGUAACCUUCCUGGUCAAAGUAGCAGCUUAUUUCUGUUUACAUGACAGCGACGUGGACAAAUUAUAUAUCUACUCAUAGUGCAACAGACAUACGGUACUUCUAUUACAACAGCUUAUUGUUACUGUAAAGUAUUGGCAAUAGUAUCUGUUUCCACUUUUUAGUUGUUGUAGUAUCUCACAUACUAUUGUACAUUCCCACACUGCAUUAUUGUUAUUAAAUGAGCGCCCCUAUUUUUGUAUUUAAUCACACCUUUAUCUUUGAUAACAAAUAUUUCUAUAGGUGUUCUAAUGCAACGGUAUAGGCCUAUUCUAUGUUAUAAUUGUCUUAAAUCUAUUGUAUGUCUGCCUAUUUUCUUAGUCUAAACAAAUCCACAAACAUAACAACUCGCUAUGAAGCAAGCAUGAUGCAAAGAAAUUGUUUUUAGAGAUGUUUUUUAGAAUAUACAGUACCAGUCAAAAGUUGACACCUACUCAAUCAAGUUUAUUUUAUUUUAUUUGUUCUAUUUUCUACAUAAUAGAAUAAUAGUGAAGACAUCAAAACUAUGAAAUAACACAUGGAAUCAUGUAGUAAACAAAAAAGUGUUAAACCAAUCAAAAUAUAUUUUAUAUUUGUGAUUCUUCAAAGUAGCCACCCUUUGCCUUGAUGACAGCUUUGCAGACUCUUGACAUUAUCUCAACCAGCUUCAACCGGAAUGCUUUUCCAACAGUUUUGAAGGAGUUCCCACAUAUGCUGAGCACUUGGCUACUUUUCCUUCACUGCGGUCCAAUUCAUCCCAAACCAUCUCAAUUGGGUUGAGGUCGGGUGAUUGUGGAGGCGGGGUCAUCUGAUGCAGCACUCCAAUACUAUCCUUCUUGGUCAAAUAGCCCUUAAACAGCGUGAAGGUGUGUUGGGUCCAAAACAAAUUAUAGUCCCACUAGGCGCAAACCAGUUGGGAUGGCAUAUUGCUGCAGAAUGCUGUGGUAGCCAUGCUGGUUAAGAGUGCCUUGAAUUCUAAAUAAAUCACCAACAGUGUCACCAGCAAAGCACCCACACACCAUCACACCUCUUCUUCCAUGAUUCACGGUGGGAACCACACAUGUGGAGAUCCUCUGUUCAGAUACUCUGCGUCUCACACGGCGGUUGGAACCAAAAAUCUCAAAUUAGGACUCAUCAGACCAAAGGACAGAUUUUCACCGGUCUAAUGUCCAUUGCUUGUGUUUCAUGCUGGUUAAGUGUGCCUUAAGUGUGCCUUCCCACACCUCCUCCUCCAUGCGUCACGGUGGGAACCACAAAUGCGGAUAUAAUCCGUUCACCUACUCUCACAAAGACAGGGUGGUUGAAAGAAAGGACAGAUUUCCACCGGUCUAAUGUCCAUUGCUCGUGUUUCCUGGCCCAAGCAAGUAUCUUCUUAUUAUUGGUGUCCUUCACUAGUGGUUUCUUUGGAGCAAUUCGACCAUGACAGCCUGAUUCACGCAGUCUACUCUGAACAGUUGAUGUUGAGAUGUGUCUGUUACUUGAACUCUGUGAAGUAUUUAUUUGAGCUGCAAUUUCGGAGGCUGGUAACUCUGCUGCAGAGGAUAAAUUCAUUAAAGGUAACUCUGGGUCUUCUUUUCCUGUAGCGGUCCUCAUGAGAACCAGUUUCAUCAUAGCGCUUGAUGGUUUUUGCGACUGCACUUGAAGAAACUUUCAAAGUUCUUGACAUUUUCUGGAUUGACUGACCUUCAUGUCCUAAAGUAAUGAUGUACUGUUGUUUUUCUUUGCUUAUUUGAGCCAUUUUUGCCAUAAUAUGGACUUGGUCUUUUACCAAAUAGGGCAAUCUUCUGUAUACCACCCUUACCUUGUCACAACACAACUGAUUGGCUCAAACACAUUAGAAGGAAAGACAUUUAAAAAUAUAUAUGUUUAACAAGGCACACCUCUUAUCCUCAUGAAGCUGGCUGAGAGAAUGCCAAGAGUGUGCAAAGCUGUCAUCGAUGCAAAAGGUGGCUACUUUGAAGAAUCUCAAAUCUCAAAUAUAUGUAGAUUUCUUUAACACUUCCUUGGUUACUACAUGAUUCCAUAAGUGUUAUUUCAUAGUUUUGAUGUCUUUACAAUUAUUCUACAAUGUAGAAAAUAGUAAAAACAUAAAGAAAAUCCUUCAAUGAGUAGGAGUGUCCAAACUUUUGACUGGUACUGUAUGAAAAACAUAUGUCACACCACCUGUAGUAAAGAGCACACAAUUGCUUUACUAUCUGUUACAAAACAUUUAUGCAGAGGCAUUAAAUGUUAUAUUUGUCACUGUAGAUAAUCUGUUUGUAUUCUGUUUUAGUCUCUCCUUCCAAAAGCAUCGAUGUGUGCAUGAAUUGCUUUGGCAACUCCCCCAUUGAGGAAGACAGUGUCAGCACCAAGAUUAGACUUUUGAAGAAUGAUCUACUUAACAAAACGUCACUGGGAAGAAAAAAAUACAGAUUAUUGUUUUUGAAUGUGAACUCGAUAGUGUAUAGUUAAAAGUAUUUUUUAGAUUUUUCACCGGCAGCUUUUACUGUGUGUAUAUGUAGAGGCCUUAGCUCAAAGUGCUUGUUGUUGGACCUACCGCUGUUGUACGAGGCGUCUUACCUCUGUUAGUUCAACCUUGUUAAAGAGUGAUACAUAUAAAGUUGAAGCAUCAUGUGUAAAUAUAUCUGUAGGCUAUAGCCUAUAUAUGAACUUAUAUGAGCCUAUAUGAACACAAAGAAGAAGUGAUAUUAUUGACAGACUCCACACUCCUAGAUGAAGAGCAUACUUGAAGUGGAAAUAGUGACGCUCCUGAUUGUGCUGCAUUUUUAUACUUACUAAAAACGGCGCUAGAUUUAUAUUUUUCUUGGUAAAUGUAAAAUAUGAAUAGUUUUGUGAAAAUGACAUGCUUUUUUAUUAUUCUUAAGCGCUAACCAACAAAACUGGUAAAAGAGAGGGUUACUGUGUAUUGUUGUAUACAUAUUGUAUAUGGUGUUUAUUUUGGCACUAUGAAAAUGGGUUAGGAAUGUGCACCUAUAUAUUUGUUGUAAUGAUUAUCAUGUGGGGGACUCAGGUAUUUGUCUUCUAUGUACUUCUACUUUUGUAUUUCUUAAAAUACAUAUUGAAAUACAUAUUUUUUUUAUAAACUAAAUAAAUAAAUAAUUCAUUUGG